AUGCCGCAGCAUGUCGUGGAGGAACCUCAGGUGCCAAAUCGUAUGGAGGAAGAUGCCGACACCAUGAUUCACCAUCAUUUCGCCACUCUGCUGCAGCAGGAAAUUGGUGUUGUUGAGUCUGCCUACAACGAGGUGGCCAGAAAUGUGCGCACCGUUUUGCGGCGACAGUACAACAACCGUCGCGCCUCCAACGCGAAUGAGAAGAAGCAGCCACUUUGUGAGUUCGUCGGUGAGGACCGGUUGGCCAGAACUCUCGGCACAUUUCCUCCAACACAUGCCCUUUUCACCCUCGCCCGCAUCUAUGAUGAGGCUCAUAUCACUCUGUGCCAAGGUAGAAGUGCAGCUAGGAGAGGCAAGCCUCACGACGCAGCAUUCAAGGAAUCACCACGCGUCGACCUCCACACACUAACGGACGGAUUGGAUACGGAUAAAGGACUAAUCAAUGAUCAAAUACUCCUCGAGCGAAAUACCUGCCCCGGGAAGCCUUACAGAGCGGUGUGGCGGCGCAUGCCGGUUAUGGACUUCGAUAGUCUACAGUCAAUUCCUUCCUUAAGCGGCUUGCUGCCAGGCGAGAGUGAGCCUUCCCAAAUCUACGCUGGAAUCGGCGGAGGAGGCGGAUCCGACAUCAUCAGCGCAAGUCUGCUCGGUCAUUUAUUACGAUGUCAUGGGAAAGAGAUGAAUGUGCUUGUCUCAACCCGCACAUGGGCGACUGGUUCUCAGGGACAAAAAGGCUCCAGGAUGGGCAUCAAACGGGAAAUUUACGAUCAUGGAGGACAUGUCGAGGUAGAUGGCCACCCCGUCCCGGGUACAUUCAAAGUGACAGCGGAAACUUCCUCGGAAGGUCGUCCACUGGAGGCAAUCCCUGUACAACAUCACUCGCAAGUGUACAUGGUGCUUGAUCAGGGCGAAUCAAAAUCAGAGGUUCCGGAGGACGAACGAGCAGAGCUCAAGGAUCAACUGCGCGCUGUGCUCACCGACUCCGGGCAGCCCAUACAAACCGUCGCAAUUGUCGACACAGGUGGCGAUGUUUUUGGAGCAGAUGCCGGCCGCACUAGUACUCCAGAUCAAGAUUUGCGCGUACAGCAGGCCAUGACCGAUAUGGUCCACGGUAAUCUCAACGACUAUAACCUCGUCACAGCCGUCAUCGCCCCUGGCGUCGAUGCGCCUGAUGACGCACCCCAGAAAGCGCUGCAGUCUGGCGGCGUGGUCUACAGACCGACCGCAAGGGAAAAGGCCAUGCUUCUGAAAUUGAUAGCUGAAGAUUACAAAAUGGAUGGAAAGGUGCCCGGACGCUUUGGCAAAACCACCAUGGCGUUGCAGGCGCGACUAAGAGGAGAAUCAGGGUGGGUAUCUCUCGACCUUCCUGAACAUAUUGUCGACACCUGGGAAAAUCCCUGGAGUAGCUUUGUUUACAUCCGAAAGUGUAUGAGCGACAUCAUUCUGAUGCCUACCACCAAACUACUGCCACUCAUCGAAUCAAAGCCGGAAGUCCAACAAGGUUGA
Messenger RNA from Cyphellophora europaea CBS 101466, 1503 nucleotides. RefSeq lists its product as uncharacterized. NCBI's taxonomy places the organism in Eukaryota, Fungi, Ascomycota, Eurotiomycetes, Chaetothyriales, Cyphellophoraceae. The transcript has a single exon. The coding region runs from base 1 to 1503 and encodes 500 amino acids. The record is from RefSeq and is a predicted model, not a curated record.